This is a messenger RNA of Cicer arietinum (chickpea), 411 nucleotides long. The record is from RefSeq and is a predicted model, not a curated record. Lineage: Eukaryota; Viridiplantae; Streptophyta; Magnoliopsida; Fabales; Fabaceae.
AUGAUCCUAUUGUGCCUUUAUGUUGAUGACUGGCAACAACAGCAAGGCAAUUGCAGAAUUGAAAUCAUGAAAUAUGAAUUUGAAAUGAUUGAUUUGGGCAAGUUGAGUUACUUCCUAGGCAUGAAGUUUACUGAGACUAAAGAAGGGUUGUUGAUUCACCGGAAGAAAUAUGCAGGAGAGAUCUUAAGAAGAUUUAAUAUGGCUGAUUGCAACCCUGUUGUCACACCCAUUGAAGUGAAUGCAAAGUUGGGAACAAAAAUUGAAGAAGAGUUGGUUGAUUCAACUAUAUUCAAACAGGUUGUGGGUUCCCUAAGAUACUUGUGCAAUACAAGACCUGAUAUUUUUUUUAGUGUGGGUGUGGUAAGCAGAUUCAUGGAGAGACCCAAACAUUCUCACCGACUAGCAGUGUAG